GGCUCCCCUAGCUUGUUGAUCUCCAAAAGUGGGCGUAUCUGCUUGUGUACAAUUUACAAGCAUGGCUACCAAAGAAAAGCCUGAAGAUAGUGGUGAGGUCCCAGCCGACACUAGCACUGCCCCUGAGGCAGUCCCUGGGGUAACUGGGCUGAGAGAUAAGAUCAGAGAACUGGAGAGGAAAGUAUCUACUCUGAACAAUGACAACAGUCGGCUAAAGAACGAGUUACGAUUCACAAUGAAUCACCAGACGAGAAUGUCUGGGGAUAAAAUGGAUUCUUUACAGCAUGAAAUUGAUGUGCUGGAAGCAAGAAAUGACAAGCUCGGAAAAGAUCUAAUGAAAACGGAGGCAGACUUACAGAGUGUGAGACAUGCUAAAGCCCAGUCUGAUGCAGAGUACACAGCCAAUAUCACCUCUCAAACAACAGCACUGGUGGAGCGGCUAACCACAGCUCAAGGAGAGCAGGAGAGGGAGGUACAAGCUGAGCUGAACAAGGCGCUUAAAUGGAGGGAGAGCGUUAUCACUAAGAUGCAAGAAAUGGGCAUCAGUUUUGAAGAUAUUUUUGAAGAUGAUUCUGAGGAGCUGAAAGAAAUAGAUCGUCCAAUAGGAGAAGGGCUUGGGAGUUGGCUGGAGUCUCUUCGCAGUGGUACUAGCGCUCUGGCAAUGCAGAAAACUGGCCUCUUGAUUGUGGAGGAAGUAAAAAGAAAGAGAGAGAACAACAAAAGGAAAAUACAAGAGUUGGUGGACUUUUUGAGACAAGAAAUAGAUGCCUCAAAAGCUAAAAAACAUACUCUGGAAAAUGACGUAGCGAGACUGAGACAAAAACUUGAGAUGGCGGAAACAGAGUUUAAACUUGUUGAUAGGCAGAGAGUGAAGACACUCCAGAGUCGGCUACAAGCAGCCAUUAUUGAGAAAGACCAAUGGAAAAAAAAAGCCGACAAGUACGAAGAUGCAUUAGAAACGAUGAAAAUAAUCAACAGUCUACAGAAGUCUCUCUCAAAAGAAGAAGAUAUCAGAAAGAAGUACGAUAAGGAGCUCCAUCGCUCACAAGCUGAGAAACUGGUACUGACUGAUCAGCUCGAGGCAGCACUACAGGACAGGAACAAGUGUGUGAGGGAACGAAAUGAUGUCAUCCAAGAGCGUAACUCCCUCGCUCUGCAAGCUCAGCAGGAAUACGAGAGAGCUGAGAGGCUUCAUCGUUUGGUUGUGGUGCUAAGGAAGAAAGCUCACAACAGUGCAGGCAGUACCAAGUCACCCACGUCUUAUGAACUUUAAACUCUCAAUAAAUUAACAUUGAUCGUACCAUUUCAUACCAUUUGAAUGAACACAUGAUUGUACAAAUAACAAUCUAUUGAAAAGCAAUGUCAAAGUUAA
Molecule: messenger RNA, 1372 nt
Organism: Halichondria panicea
Lineage: Eukaryota; Metazoa; Porifera; Demospongiae; Suberitida; Halichondriidae
Product: keratin, type II cytoskeletal 8-like
Exons: 11
Coding region: 62-1273 (403 amino acids)
Source: RefSeq, a predicted model, not a curated record